AUGUCGAAUUUAGCUACAAAAUUAUGGAGAAUAUCACAAUUCAGGCAAUUUUCGGCGUCUUUUUCGAAACCUUAUAUUCCAACUAUAGAAGGUGUCAACAAAUCGGUUCCAUUUGAAAAUCUUUUAGAAGAAUAUUCGAGAAUUCAUUGGGAUGAUACAGUAACUGCAGAAGAUCCUACCGUAAUUUAUUUUUAUUUAGUUCUUAUUUUUAACCCCUCUUUUUUUAGGUGAAAAGAAUGUUCACAAAUUUGAUGGCUGGACAAAGAGCAGCAUUGGCAUCUGCAAUUACAUUAGUCGAAUCGAAAAAUCCAACAAAAAGAGCACAAGGAAAUGUAUUAUUGAAAUUGGUUUUAGAUGAAGAACGGGAUAAAUAUAAGAGAUUAGGAAGAGAUUCAAUGAUUUUUAGAAUUGGUAAGACAUAGUGAAAAAACGAAAUUCGAUUCAAAAUUAAUUUUCAGGUAUUUCGGGAAGUCCUGGAGUUGGAAAAUCUUCAUUUAUCGAAGCAAUGGGAAAUGAAUUAACAGUUAAUCGCGGGAAGAAAGUAGCAGUUUUGACAAUUGAUCCAACAAGUGCAAUGACUGGUGGAUCGGUAUUAGGAGAUUUGACUAGAAUGCAAGAAUUAUCUAGAAAUCCAAUGGCUUAUAUUAGACAAAGUCCAACAUCCGGUGAGUUUUGCUUUAAGAAAUGUGUUACCCAAAAACGGUUGGAGAUUUUUUUGAACCAAACGAUUUAAAACCAAAAGAUUUGGAGUCCAAAGUUUUGGUGGACCAAAUUUUUAAAAAAAUCUGAGUUCCAGGUUCGCUGGGAGGUGUUACUCGUGGAAUUCACGAAGCUGUAAUUUUGUGCGAAGGAGCUGGAUAUGAUGUAGUUAUAAUUGAAACAGUUGGAGUUGGACAAUCAGAAGUAUCAGUUUCGGAUAUGUGUGAUAUGAUGUGUUUAUUAUUAUCGCCUGCACAUGGAGAUGAACUUCAAGGUGUUAAAAGAGGAAUUAUGGAAAUGAGUGAUUUACUUGUUGUAACAAAAGAUGAUGGAGAUUUGAAAGCUAAAGCAAAAAUGACACAAGCUGAAUAUAUUUCGGCGCUGAAAUUUAUGCGACCGAGAUUGGAUGUUUGGAGACCUGAAGUUAUGCGAUCUUCGAUUAUGGAUAAAGAAUCAGUUUCGAAUGUUUGUUCGAAGAUUUAUGAAUUUUGGGAUGCGAUUGGAGAAUCAGGAGAUUUAGAAAGAAGAAGACAAGAACAAAUGCAAAAAUGGAUGUGGAAUCAUGUUAAAGAUGAAAUUAUGGCUGUUUUCCAAAAACAUCCGAAAAUUGCUAAUCUUGUAAGUUCAAAAUUGUGAUUUCAGUUAUGGGGUGAUUCAGGUCGAAAAAAAACUAAAAAAAAAACGUUUUUUUUAACAAAAAAAUUCGAUUCACCAAAUGUCAAAAAACCCUAUUUUUUUCCACACAAAAAUGAAAGAUAUCUCGCAGCGAAAAUGUUUCAAUGAAAAAAAAAUGGAAAAAAAUAGGAAAAAAAUAUAGUUUUUUGACAUUUGCUGAAUCGAAAUUUUUUGUAAAAAAAAACGUUUUUUUAAAGUUUUUUUUCGACCUGAAUAACGAAAAAUCUUCAAUAAUUAUUUAAUUAUACUGUAUUUAUUUUCGAAUUUUAGGCGCCACAACUUGAACGUGAUAUUAAAAGUGGAAAAACAACGCCUGGACUUGCCGCUGAAACAAUGAUUCGUGUAUUUUUCGGGGUUUAA
This is a messenger RNA of Caenorhabditis angaria, 1734 nucleotides long. The record is from the annotation of a GenBank genome assembly. Lineage: Eukaryota; Metazoa; Nematoda; Chromadorea; Rhabditida; Rhabditidae.